Lampris incognitus (smalleye Pacific opah) is the source of this 4944-nucleotide messenger RNA. RefSeq names its product kinesin family member 14 (gene kif14). The record is from RefSeq and is a predicted model, not a curated record. The coding region runs from base 1 to 4944 and encodes 1647 amino acids. NCBI's taxonomy places the organism in Eukaryota, Metazoa, Chordata, Actinopteri, Lampriformes, Lampridae. Gene Ontology annotation, biological process: microtubule-based movement. The transcript is spliced from 29 exons. Gene Ontology annotation, molecular function: ATP binding; microtubule binding; microtubule motor activity.
AUGUCUCUAUUUUCUAUACCGGCGAGAAAGCACACAGCUUACUAUGAACACCUCUUGGCAACAUCGGCUUCAAGAACGCCUGCGAGAGAGUCGAAGAUGGAGCGAAAACCAAGAGAAACGCCAUCCAGAGACUCUUCCUGCGACGCUGGCAAGUCACUGGACAAAGGCAAAGAGAUCGUCAGGAAUUAUGUUGUUUCAGCGAAAUCAAAGAGUAGCGGCCAGCAGGCGCGCAGCACGCCUGCUGCCCGUGGUCGACUUACUUUGCAAAGGAGAAAAACUAAUGCCGAGAAGGCGGAGAAAACAAUGAGCGAAAACACCCAAAACACUACGCCCGCAACGGAGAAGAGACCGACCCUGCAGCGCAGAACCAGAACAGGCUCUGACGGUAAAAACGCCGGUAACGACGCAAAGAAAGUUGCACCGGAGCAGCGUCGGGUGGACGGCGCCGACGUCGAACAGCCAAAAGUUCUUGUUGAGUCCAACAGCCGGACGCCCCGGAGCGCAGAUGCGUUCCGCUCAGCUAGUCUAGGGGAAUCCGGCCCUCAAAUCAAUGCCCAAGGAAGCGCCGUGGCGGGGGACCGGGCGCCCUCCUCCUCUGCCGCCGCAGGCAGCACGCUCGCGGACGACGUAAAGUCGGAGGACCGAGUCAAAACUUUCUCCACCCCGACUAAAAAGACUCCAUUUCAGAAGAUCGCCGCUAAGAAGGACGUCUUCGAGAGGCUGUCCAAGAGAGAAGUCCCGAGAGCGGUGGCGGUCAAGUCGGCAAGUUUGGAGAGACCAAAGAUUCACGGUCCAGUGGAGAACGUCAGGUCCGCUGCGGCCCCUCGGGUGAACACCAGCGUUUCCUCCGCGUCUGUGCGCCACUCCGACGCGUCCCCGCCGACCGCACAGCUGAGGAAGCCCUCAGAUACAGUCACCUGGUGUCAAGAUGGAGACGCCAGCCUCGCAAAGGAUUCCACUUCUACUCCAACACCCACACCUGUCUCUGCCGAGCCCGUGGUCCGUCCUAGCGAGGUCCUGAAGCAGCAAGACCAUUUCAAGAUGGAAAACAGUGCGGUGACGGUCGCUGUGCGUGUCCGGCCUUUCAGUGCGAGGGAGAACACAGAGAAGGCUUUGCAGGUCGUCUUCAUGAACAACCAGGAGACUGUUGUCCAGCAUCCAGACUCCAAACACAGUUACGUCUUCACGUAUGACUUCUCCUUCAACUCAGUUGAUGAAAAGGACCCCAACUUUGCCAGCCAGCAAAUGGUGUAUGAGACACUAGCCAGGCCUCUCCUGGAGAGGGCCUAUGAAGGAUUUAACACCUGUCUGUUUACCUAUGGCCAAACAGGCUCUGGAAAAUCAUACACCAUGAUGGGCUUCGAAGAGGAAGCAGGGGUAAUCCCACGGUUCUGCCAUGAACUUUUCUCAAGACUUUCCUCUGAUGCAAAUCAAGAGGUCACAUGUCAUCUGGAGAUGAGCUACUUUGAGGUGUACAAUGAGAAGAUCCAUGACCUGCUGAUAACCAGAGAUAACCAAAACCAAAAGCAGAUGCCUCUGAGGGUGAGGGAACAUCCAGUGCACGGACCCUAUGUGGCUGACUUGUCUGCGAAUGUGGUUAGUUGUUAUAAAGAUAUUCAGGGCUGGCUGGAGCUUGGCAACAAGCAGAGAGCCACUGCAGCCACUGGUAUGAAUGACAAGAGUUCCAGGUCCCAUUCUGUCUUCACCCUCAUCAUGACCCAGACCAAGACAGAGUUUGUGGUGGGGGAAGAGCAUGACCACAGGAUCAUCAGCAGGAUCAACCUGGUAGACCUGGCAGGCAGUGAACGCUGUAACUCAGCACAGACCAGUGGUGAUCGUCUCAGGGAGGGUGUAAGCAUCAACAAGUCCCUGCUGACCUUGGGCAAGGUGAUCUCUGCCCUAUCGGAGCAGGCCAUGACCAAGAAGAAGGUCUUCAUACCCUACCGGGAGUCUGUCCUCACAUGGCUGUUGAAGGAGAGCCUGGGUGGCAACUCCAAGACAGCCAUGAUUGCCACACUGAGCCCUGCAGGCAGCAAUGUGGAGGAGAGCUUAAGCACGCUGCGCUAUGCCCAGCAGGCCCGCUUGAUCAUCAACCAGGCCAAGGUCAAUGAGGACACCAAUGCCAAGCUUAUCAGAGAGUUGAAGGCAGAGGUGGAGAAGCUGCGUGCGGCCCAGAUGAGUUCUCAGGGGAUUGAGCCAGAGAGGGUGCGGCUGUUCCAGCAGGAGAUCGUUGCCUUGAAAAGCAAACUCAGCUGGCAGGAGCGAGAGAUGGCCGAGGCACACCGGGCUUGGAAAGAGAAGCUGGAAUUGGCAGAAAUCCGUAAACGUGAGGAGACUAGGGAGCUGCAGAGAGCAGGUGUGGCAUUUAAAGUGGACAACCGUCUCCCGAACCUGGUGAACCUGAACGAGGACCCCCAGCUAUCAGAAAUGCUGCUCUAUAUGAUCAAGGAGGGCCAGACCAGAGUAGGGAAUCUCAAGUCUGAGUCUGCCCAUGACAUCCAGCUGACUGGAGCCCUCAUCGCCGACCAGCACUGUGUCAUAUCUAACAUCAACGGAACAGUCGACAUCACUCCCAUGGAAAGUGCCAAGACUUUUGUUAACGGACACCUGAUCUCCGAAUCUACAGUCCUGCACCAUGGCGACAGAGUAAUCUUGGGUGGAGACCACUACUUCCGCUUCAACCACCCUGCAGAGGUGCAGUCUGGAAAGCGUGUGUCAUGCUGGACAGGCUCGGGUGACGGCAUGAAGGACUUUGAGUUUGCCAAAAAUGAGCUGCUCUCUGCUCAAAGAGCACAAUUGGAAGCGGAGAUUGAGGAGGCCCAUGUGAAGGCUAAAGAGGAGAUGAUGCAGGGCAUCCAGAUAGUCAAGGAGGUAGCCCAGAAGGAGCUAUUUGACCAGAAGGCCCUCUAUGAGGAACAGAUUCAAGCCCUGGAGAAAGAACUGGAAGAGGAGAACGAGCGAAAGCAUCUCCAGGAGCAGGCACAGCAGAAGGUUGCCAGCCAGAUGGUAGAGUUGCAGAUGGCCAAGACGGCUCUGGAGCAGGAGGUGGACACUCACAAAAAACGGCUUCGCUUGCACAUGGAGGCCCAGGUGAUGAAGGAUCGCCGCGUGUGUCAGGCGCGGAUUGUUGAGGCCCUGGAGGCAGAGAAGAAGAAGCUGAGCAAAGACCUGGAGGAGAUGCUGAAGAAAAAAACAUUUAGGGAAUACAGCUCUCCCAGAAAUGUUCCACCACACUGGGAUGCCAUGAAGCUGUCACUGAUGAUUGAAGAGGCCAACAAGAUCAGUGCCAAGCUAAAGAAAAACACCGUCUUCAGGAGACAUGAGAGCUCUGACGAUGAGAAUUUAGAGCAAAGAGGAGAACUACAAGUGCGGGUUCAGAACACUAAACUGGGGAUCUCCACCUUCUGGAGCCUUGAAAAGUUCCAGAACAACAUGGUUGCCAUGAGGGAGUUGGACCAGGGGGAACCCACCUCUAAAGAUGACGAUGUGUUUUACAACCCUGAUGAUGAGUGGGAGCAAGAUCUAUUGGCCUCCUCCACCUCCUCUUUCUCACGCCGGAGGAGCAGGAGCCUGCUGAAGAGCAAGAGGAUCUCAGGGCGUCUGUAUGAGAUCAGAGUCCAUCCCAUUCAGAGCCUCCACAACGGCUCCUCACAGUCUGUCGGUCUGAUGGGUGUGGUCAAACCCCCCUCCACACACUCAAGCUCCUCAGACUCCGCCGUCCCAGGCAUCUGCAAAGAGCUGAUUGGCCAGUCGCUGGCCCUGCUACGCAGCUGUACCGGGUCAGAGGAGAGCAUGGCCGAUAGGUUAGCCUCUGAUCUAUACCUGGUGUACACAGCAGUUCGAACAACUGCAGAGCUGUACAACAGCCUGGAUGAUGACAGUCAGGAGAAUGUUUUUGUGUGUAACACGGAGGCCCAGACUCAGCUGGUCAAGGCUACCUCAGCCAUAGAGAGGGCUGUAUUUAUUACCAUGCAGUGGCUGGCCAGAAUCAAGCCCAUCUCUGGUGUACUCUACACCACUGCUGAAGAACUCAAGAACCAAGUCAAAAAGAUGGGUGGUUUCCUCCAGCUCCUCAUUCAGGGCUGUGAAUCCGAGAUCACUUCUAUGGUGACGGAGGCACAGAGGAAGAGUGGUCAGUGCCUGGAUGCAGCGUUUCGGGCACUUGGUCACCUGGCAGCGUUGACGGGCAUGCUCGUGAACAGUGCGGAGCUAGGCGCCCGGGCUACGGGCAAGCCCUCUGCAGCCAUGUCUUUGCUGGAAGGAAUCAAAAAGGGUGUUGGCUCCCUUCUGGAAGAGGACCUUACUAUCACUAAGGAAAUGCUUAGAGAAGCCCAGCUGGUCUAUACAAGGACCCCAGCCCUGCAGAGCCUUAAAUCCAAGACGCUUGACUUAGCCCGUGCUCUACAGAGCUACAUCCACUGCAGGAUGACGGAGAUGGAGGCCAACCCUGACAAAAUGGGGGAGGAAGAGGAGGGUGAGGUCUCCCACUUACACAGACUGUGGAACACGGCAGUUGAGCUCUACCAGUUUAAUCAGGCUACCAGGCAGCUGCACUCUGUCCUCAUCUCUGCCCUCAGAGGUAAAGGGGGUGACCUCAGUGUCUGCAGCGAAGCCAUCGCCUCUUCAGCGAAAUCUGUCGACAAGCUCAUCAGUGGGCUGCCUAGAAGUACAGCAGCAUGCUCCGCCUCCUCCAGCCUGCAGCUGCCCCGCAUCCAGAGUGUGGUGGAGGCUCGAGAUGAGCUCCAUUGCAGCCUGCAGGCCCUGUCUGCCGCUUUUAACCAGCAGGGGACACAAGAAAGUAGAGGAUCCUCUGGCUCUGAAAAGAGCACAGAUGAUGGAACGUCAUCCAAAGAGAGCGUUACGGCUCAGAGUAGAACAGUCCCUAAAACUGCGUACACCCUUCCCCCAGGCUUCUUGUCUCAGGGCAGCCCUCACUGGGUUUGA